This is a messenger RNA of Schistocerca americana (American grasshopper), 1785 nucleotides long. Its product is annotated as 26S proteasome regulatory subunit 8. Gene Ontology annotation, molecular function: ATP binding; proteasome-activating activity; ATP hydrolysis activity. Gene Ontology annotation, cellular component: proteasome regulatory particle, base subcomplex. The coding region runs from base 118 to 1338 and encodes 406 amino acids. Lineage: Eukaryota; Metazoa; Arthropoda; Insecta; Orthoptera; Acrididae. Gene Ontology annotation, biological process: proteasome-mediated ubiquitin-dependent protein catabolic process. The transcript has 8 exons. The record is from RefSeq and is a predicted model, not a curated record.
UUCUAUACGACGAAAUAACUGUUUGCAGCUGACAGGAACUUCUUUAUAUCGUGAAGUGUUGGUGUCACUGCGUUGUGGGUAGUAUUUAUUGUGGAAACGUGAGACAGCAACAUAAAAAUGACGCAUACGAACUUUGAGAUGGAAGUAGAUGACAGACCAAGUAAGGGUGAAGGCUUUCGUCAGUAUUAUAUAACAAAAAUAGAGGAAUUACAAUUAGUAGUCGCAGAAAAAAGUCAGAACUUGAGGCGACUCCAGGCCCAGCGUAAUGAGCUUAAUGCCAAAGUCCGAAUGUUGCGUGAAGAACUUCAGCUGUUGCAAGAGCAAGGAUCUUAUGUAGGUGAGGUUGUAAAGCCUAUGGAUAAAAAGAAAGUCUUGGUGAAAGUGCACCCUGAAGGAAAAUUUGUUGUAGACUUGGAUAAAAACAUAGACAUAAAUGAUGUAACAGCAAAUUCUCGGGUAGCUCUUCGAAAUGAAAGCUACACCUUACACAAAAUACUUCCUAAUAAGGUUGACCCAUUAGUCUCCCUCAUGAUGGUUGAAAAGGUACCUGACAGCACAUAUGAAAUGGUUGGUGGCCUAGAUAAACAGAUCAAAGAAAUAAAGGAGGUUAUUGAAUUGCCAGUGAAACACCCAGAGUUAUUUGAUGCAUUAGGCAUUGCACAACCAAAAGGUGUUCUACUUUAUGGACCUCCAGGAACAGGGAAAACAUUGCUUGCCCGUGCUGUAGCACACCACACAGAAUGUACAUUCAUCCGUGUUUCUGGUUCAGAGUUAGUUCAGAAAUUUAUUGGAGAAGGUUCUCGUAUGGUCCGUGAAUUGUUUGUAAUGGCAAGGGAGCAUGCACCAUCCAUUAUUUUCAUGGAUGAAAUUGAUUCAAUUGGUUCCUCACGAAUAGAAUCGGGAAGUGGUGGUGACUCGGAAGUGCAGAGAACGAUGUUGGAAUUGUUAAAUCAGUUAGAUGGAUUUGAAGCUACAAAAAAUAUCAAGGUCAUAAUGGCUACAAAUAGAAUUGAUAUUCUUGAUCCUGCUCUCCUGCGUCCUGGACGUAUUGACCGAAAGAUUGAAUUCCCUCCACCAAAUGAGGAGGCACGCCUGGACAUAUUAAAAAUUCAUUCAAGAAAAAUGAAUCUCACUAGAGGUAUUUAUCUACGGAAAAUUGCAGAGCUGAUGCCUGGUGCUUCAGGAGCAGAAGUUAAGGGUGUCUGUACAGAGGCAGGGAUGUAUGCUUUGAGGGAACGAAGAGUACAUGUGACACAAGAAGAUUUCGAAAUGGCUGUGGCCAAAGUCAUGCAGAAGGACUCUGAGAAGAACAUGUCAAUUAAGAAAUUGUGGAAAUAAAAUAUUUUUACUUUGGAAAAAAAGUCCUAAAAAUAUACAGCUGCAUGUACAUAAUUUUUUUUUUUUACUAAUUAAUGAAUUCUUCAUUUGGUGCACUUUUUCCCUUUGGUUUUACUAAUAUUGCUUGCUUGAGUUACAUCAAGCAUUUUACUGCGGCACUGCUGUGUUGUAGGAAAGUCUGGAUCCCAGAAACCUAUAAAACAAUAGUGUAGUUUAGUACAACUUUCAUAAAAUACUUCAUUAUGAAUUUAUUUAGGAUUUCAACACGUACCUGGUGGUGUUUUAGCUCUUACAGGAUAUUUAUCUCUGUGCCUUGAGCAAUGAUUCAUGUGUUGUUUUUGUGCAGCUGCAGUGUCAUCUUUCCCUGUUUCAUAGUACUGAAAUUUAUGUUUAGUAUGAAAAGAUUGAAUUUUACAACAAAAUAAAAAAAUCAAGGUUCAAUAAAUA